CCAAGUACUGCAAGUACUACCAACACGGAGUACCUGCAGUACUCGGAGCCACGGCUCAGUAUUAUUGAAUAACACACGUUUGAUCGGUAUGUAAUCAGUCCGCGUGCGCGGUGAUCAGCACGUGAAUGAUGAUUUUAGUGCCAUCAGUCGCUCGGUGAAGUCGUGAUGAACACAUUCUGCUCAGUGAAAGGUUGCUGGUUCGAUUCCUGUCAGAGAGUCUGGGUGUCGGCAGGAAGGCCAUCCAAAGCCAGUGCAGAGCGCCCCUUGGUGGUCGUUUUUAUGAAGUUUUUCCCUCCGUGGUGUCAUGUGACGUUGUUUCCGGUGGGCGACAGUUUUUCUGUCGUUUAUUUAUUUGACUGUAUCUAUUUAUAUUCGUUUGUGGGCGGGGCUUCGUCUUUAGUCUCUGCUCUGUCAGAGCUGUUCGUCUGUGUCUGGAGCAGCAGCACACAGGCUCCACCCCCGGCUCCUUGCUGCUUACAACGAGUCAAAAUAGCCGCCCGCAGCUGAACAUGUGACAGACAGUUAAAGUAACAAGUCGACUCUGUGAUCAUCAUGUCCUACGCCAAGCACCUGCUGCCGAUGUCUUCCACUGCGGUGGAUGUUUCACUGCAGACGAUGCCCCGCCUCUUUCUUCUUCUUCUGGUCUUGCUGUCACUCCGCCCGGUGUCAGCCACAUCGCCACUCACCGUGGCAUUGGGGCGUCGUGGCAACCGAAUCUCCACUAUCAGCGCCUGCCACCAACUGGAGACAGCAGACGGAGGACUGACGGUCCGUUGCACUGGACUCAGACUGACCCAGGUGUGUUUGUGUGCUCAGGUACCCAUCGGCCUGUCUAACCACACCACUCGUCUGUUUCUGAAUAAAAACCUGCUGACCUCUCUGGCGGCCGACACGUUCUCCAGUCUGUUCCUGCUCGAUGAGCUCGACCUGUCGCAUAACCAGCUCUCCUCACUAGAAGACGGUUGUUUCCGUGGGUUGGACUCGCUCUCCUUCUUGGACCUGUCGCACAACCGUCUGUCCACGCUGGAGCUGCCGGUGCUCGGCGGUCUGCAGAUUGAGGCCAACCUCACACAUAACCCCUGGCACUGUGACUGCAGGAUGGAGCUGUCCAUGCCUCAGUUGGAUCUGGACCCGACCUCACUAGCAGAAGUUGUCUGUGCAACUUCUGAUCUCCCAAACCUCGGAGCUGUCGGGAUACCACUGGUCGUGCUGAUGGAGGACUGGGAUCUGUGUUUGUCUGUGAGGAGAACCACUGAUGUGGUGACACUCGUCACCAUGUUCCUGUGGCUCUUCAUGCUCAUCUGCUACCUGGCCUACUACAUACGCCAGAACCAGGCGGUCACGCGCCGAAACCUGGAGUACCUGAAGUUACUGGAGAGCAAAAAUCCAAAAUAAACCCAAAAAGACAACUUCAUGAUGACCUUUUGGAAAUCCUGAACGCCUGUAAUUUCACCAAAGAGUUAGAGUUACCCACAGCUGUAUUUUCCCUCAAAGACAUCCGUAACCUACGACUACUAGAGCAAUUUCUAUGCCCACAGGUGCCCACGGGACUCUGGGUACCUUCUGAUCGGUUGCUCCCCUCCAAAAGUUACAAAAGCACAUAAAGGACUCCUUAAGGGUCUAAUGCAAUACUUCACUGACACUCAGCAUCUCUAAGGAACACCAAAGCUUCUCUAGAACUUGAUAAUGUAGCUCUAGAACCUUGUCUGGGACUUCCUCUGAGAAACCUGUAACCCUCUGAAGCAUGUCUUCAAAGUGUCCUGUGAAAGAUUUCUACAACAUAUUCAAGUCCUCCUAGAACCUCGUCAGUCCUUUCACAAGCCCAUAAGCCCUUCACAAGGACUCUUAAACUUUCCUGUGACUUCUUUAUAGAGACUGUUUGUUCUCCUAGAUCAAUGUGAUCUGAGUUUCUCAGAGAUGUCUGAUACUAGUUUUCCACCGGCAUGGUCCCGGUGGUGGUGCAGAUCCAGUUUGGCCUUGGUACCUUAUCAGAACCAGCCUACAUUGCUGGCUUUUUGGUACCAGUUCAGACUUUUUGCAGGAGAAACGCAUGAAACUGGUUCUAGACAGGACACUGGCCGUGCUUAGGAAACAUGAAAAGCUGCAGUAGUGUCUGUUCACCUGGUUACUAACAAUAAACAAAAGUCAUCAAAGCUUGUUGUGCAGAUUUGUGUAUAGGAGCUAUUUUCUUUUCUUCUGAACUUCACCAACCACAGCAUGGCUGUGCAGAAGAACGUGUAGAUACACAAAGACUACCCAUGCUCACAUUUCACUGUGAGGGGGUCCCCUUCACCUGACAGGUGAUGCUGCUGUAUGGGCAGAUGCGACUUUGAUUUUGGCUGACCUCUCUGUGAGGAAGCCGCAGGGAUGCGUGAGAAUGUAAAACUGCUCACUGAGAGGCUACUGAGGAAGUUCUGGGAUCCUUGGAAGCUCUUCCUCAGUUGGCUUCCACAGUCAGGACCGCCCUGAGUGGUUUUUACACCAGCAGGGGAAAUAUUUUUCUUUUUAAUAAAUGAAUCAUGACGAGGUAACUGUUGUUGCUCUCAACGUGAAGGUUUUGUGCCUUUGCAGCGUGACAGUCAAUCAUCGUUCAGCUGUGACGUCAGCAGAGACGGGUGUACAAAUCACAGGACAGUCGAGUGUGAAGCUCUUCAGGAAGUACUCUGACCUUCCUGACACCACCAUGAGAUUUUUUAAUAUAAUGUCAUCGGUCAUCAUCCUAUGUUUUCACCCACACAAAGACAUAUUGGGCCUCGAAGUUCUAGAGAAGCAUUUUGGUUUCUUGAAGAUGUUUGAGGUGGUACGUGUGAUUCUGAGAACUGUCCCUUGGCUCUCCAUCAUCAUGUUUGUUUAAACUGUGUCCUCUGUUUAAACAGCCUUCACCGUCAUUCUGACUCCACGUGUGAAAUAAACCAUUUGUUCUGCUGA
Messenger RNA from Oreochromis aureus, 2928 nucleotides. Its product is annotated as leucine-rich repeat-containing protein 3-like. The record is from RefSeq and is a predicted model, not a curated record. Bases 553 to 1395 code for a protein of 280 amino acids. NCBI's taxonomy places the organism in Eukaryota, Metazoa, Chordata, Actinopteri, Cichliformes, Cichlidae. Gene Ontology annotation, molecular function: protein binding. The transcript is spliced from 7 exons. Gene Ontology annotation, cellular component: plasma membrane.